CAAACCUCAUUCCCCCCGCCUCUCCCCCCCCUUUAAUAUUGGGCCUGUGGAUGAGGCAUCCUGAGGGAGAAAAAAGUAGAGAGAGAGAGAGAAAAAGAUAUCUACCUUAGGGAAGAACCUCAGAGAGAGGGAGGGAAGGAGAGGACGGGUAGGAGCGUGUGUGCAUGUGUGUAAGAGACACUUAUUCUCUUAACUACUAGGAGACAGACACACUUUCCUGGCCCGACUCAAAGAAGGGGGGAAAACAGGAGGAAGAUUUUUUUUCAAUAUCAUUUUAAUCUUCCCCUCAUUCAACAAUCAAGCUGCCCUAAAGCUUCUCUUCCUGGAAACUCUUCUUCAUUGCCUGCUGGAAGUUCUAUGUAUUGAUCCAUUUACCCUCUCACACACUACAAGGCUUACCUCAUGGAUUUGUAUCUGAUUGGAUAUUUGAUGUGUGUGUGGUUGUCCAGCUCACGGGUGCUUGGAGGCUAUCCCAUCUGGUGGUCCCUCGCCCUUGGGCAGCAGUACUCGUCUCUGGGCUCCCAACCCAUCCUGUGCGGCUCUAUCCCCGGCCUAGUGCCCAAGCAGCUGCGUUUCUGUCGCAACUACAUAGAGAUCAUGCCUAGCGUUGCCGAAGGUGUCAAACUGGGGAUCCAGGAAUGCCAGCACCAGUUUAGGGGCCGCCGAUGGAACUGUACCACCAUCAAGGACAACCUGGCCAUCUUUGGCCCUGUGCUAGAUAAAGCAACCAGAGAGUCAGCGUUUGUCCACGCUAUAGCUUCAGCAGGCGUGGCGUUUGCUGUGACACGCUCCUGUGCUGAGGGUACAUCCACCAUGUGUGGCUGUGAUUCCCACCACAAGGGACCUCCUGGGGAGGGCUGGAAGUGGGGCGGCUGCAGUGAGGAUGCAGAGUUUGGGGUGCUGGUAUCCAGGGAGUUUGCGGACGCUAGAGAGAAUCGUCCAGACGCUCGCUCAGCGAUGAACCGACACAACAACGAGGCAGGACGCACGACCAUCCUCGACCACAUGCACCUGCGCUGUAAAUGUCACGGCCUGUCAGGAAGCUGCGAGGUGAAGACAUGCUGGUGGGCGCAGCCAGACUUCCGCAUGCUGGGUGACUACCUGAAGGACAAGUAUGACAGCGCCUCAGAGAUGGUGGUGGAGAAGCACCGUGAGUCACGAGGCUGGGUGGAGACGCUGCGAGUAAAGUACAACUUCUUUAAGCACCCCACUGAGCGCGACCUGGUCUACUACGAGGGCUCACCCAACUUCUGUGAGCCCAACCCGGAGACCGGAUCCUUUGGGACACGCGACCGAGCCUGCAACGUGUCGUCACACGGCAUCGAGGGCUGCGACCUGCUGUGCUGCGGCCGCGGCCACAACACCCGGACUGAGAAGCGCAAAGAGAAGUGUCACUGCAUCUUCCACUGGUGCUGCUACGUCAGUUGUCAGGAGUGUGUGCGUGUCUAUGACGUACACACAUGCAAGUGAGAGAGGCCUGUGCUUUCAGACAAACUGACUGCUGGACUACAAGUGCUGCCCACCCUUCUACUCCCCCAGUCCUGCACGACUUCCCUGCUUCCCCACACACAGACUUGUACACUCUGCAUCCCACACAAAAACAUAUUCAUCAGCACACACACUCAGGCCCUAAUGGGUAAUGGCACAUCAGUAAUGGAUACUUCUAUACCUUUUUUUUUGUAAAAACCCAGCUUGAGAAUCUGUCUUCCAAACCACUACACCCAUUUCCAUAAUAUCUGACCAGAAAGUGUCCUGUGUUGACCUGACUGAUCUAGUCCGCUCUCAUGGGAAGAAGCGAGAGUUGUGCCACUUUUUCUUGGUUCCUGUCCCUGCAGCGUUGGGCCACGACCCCCCUUCCCCACCCCCCACCCCUCCCCCUUGUCUUUAUUUAUUUCCCCCCUCCAUGCCAACACAAUGUUUGUGGCAUGUACAGUAACACUUUUUACCUGUGAGAUUAAUGCAGUAAAAAAAAAAAAAUAAUAAAUAAAAAACUUUCAGACUCUGCUUUUGAUUAAAAAGCAUCUCCUGACUAACACCUAACUUCUCUGGCCAGUCUGGCUGGUUUACCUUUUAUUUUUUUUUUUAAACUAAACCAACCUCUACACCGUCACUUAGUCAUAAGUGAUGCUGAACACGUCGGCAGCCCCAGGAAACCAUCACUUUGUAACUACUGAACUGAACUGAAAACAGCAGGCAGGUGUCUGCAAGUGCCACAGUCCUGUCUUUUGUAAACUACUGAGCUGAUGAAAUCCUCAGUGUUGCUACUCCCUGCUGACUGACUCUACUGCACCAGUCAACUGGGAAGCCUGGAAGAUAUAUGCUACAGCCUGAUUUUAUAGCCCUGCAUUUCUGAAAUAUUACCAUUGGGCUGGGAGGUAUGCAGCAUGUGUGUGAACAAGCAUGCUCAUUCCACUAACUAACCACCCUACACAUGUAUAUGUAUGCACUAUUCAGUUACACAUAACUCCAGAUGGUAAAAAUUUGAACAUUGUUUAUGCGUGCAAAUUCUUCUUCAUUGCAAGCUAGCAGUUCUUAUGAAUGACGACUUUGUUCCUGCAUUUGGGCACGAUCAACCUGUAAAUUGCUCAUGAUUUCUACAAGUGUGAUGCAACGCAGUCAUACAUUAUCCAAUCUAAGGAGUGUUGUGGUAAAAACAACCACAGAAAGAUAGUGCUCAAAUUAUAUGAGUAAAAGAUCAUUUAUGGCUGCUUCAUUUAUAAAUGUAUGCAUCAAACUUGAGUCAAGCUUUAGCAUGCUUAAUAUUAAUUCUGGUCUUAUGAGCAAAGUGAUUAUUGGGAAAUAUUUUUAUCUAACACUUCAUGCAUUCAUCAGGUCCACCGUAGAGACUUUUGUCACAAACAAAUCUUUUUUUUAAAUCACUGUAAAAAAAAGAAACGUGGACACCAGAGCGCAGAGUAGGUUCUGAUUGGCUUUCACAUCCUCCCUUCCUCCUCUCCAUAUUUUCCCUCAGUUGGACAGUUGAGGUUUUUAAGAAGCCUGAUUUAUGAACUUGUAGUCUUGUCAGUACACCCCAAAACUGCCUCGCUCUUUUGGUUUUGGAGAUUCUGGAAGAACAAUAUACUGUAAUUUACUCAGAUUAUUUUUGUAGGGGCAUGGAUGUCUGCCCAGUUGACGCUGACAUGUAAUUUUUAACAAAAGAAGUGAUUUUAAGAUCAUUGAGGAAAAACAGUUGUGAUUUUUGGGUGGACAGAAAAGACUUCCAGUUCAUGUAGAUUCUUGAAUUCUGAUUCUGACAUUAACAUUAAGUGGAAGAAGGUUGGGAAACUUCAUCAAGAGCUGGAUGAUUUAUGUGUGCAAGAUGUGGACGUGUGUGUGUGUGUGUGUGUGUGUGUGUGUGUGUGUGCAUGACGGCUGCCUGUGACAAACAGAAGUGAGUGGAAAAAUGGAUGAACGAAUGAAUGGAUGGAUGGAUGGAUGGAUGGAUGGAUGGAAGGUUGGCUUUUCACAAUGGUGGAACAAACUGUGAGGUUUCCACACAACAUGUUCUGACAGUCCCACCUGCUUCCUUUUAAUUAUAUUCAACAACAAAAAUACAAGUUACCCAGUAGCGUAUAGCUUAGCAUUUGUGUCAUCUUCUACACAGCCCUCCCUACCUGGGCCUACCUUUCUGUGUUCAGUUCCCUCCACCCCCCACCUCCCACCCCCACUUCCCCCGCUAUAUCCAAAGUUUUGUACAAAUGUUUUAAAGUGAAUAAUUCCCUUUUUAUUUUAUAAUCGUAAAUGUUAUGUUUUUAUAAAUAUUAUUUAUUAUACAAUGUAUAUAUCUGUAUGACUGAACUAAGAUUAUAUAUUUGAAGAGCAAAACUGUCUCGUGCUUUUUGCUUUAUAGCCAGACGUACACGCAUACACUGGACUCAAUCCCACAUACACUGCUGCCAGAAAUAUUCACUUGAGCACAAAUUGUAUAUUAAUCCGCUGCUGAAAAUAGUCCCCAACAAUUGCACUAUUUACUCCAGUUACAUUAACAUUUGCUAAAAACUACACUGCCCAGCUGUUUUAGGAUAUUACUGGGCCUUUAUAACAAAUGAAACUUUAUAUUUGUAUUGAGAGACUGAUUAACACAUUGGUUUUGGUCUUUCCAUGGGAUUUGUCAACAACAAGGAAAAUAUAGAAUAGUGCCAACCUUUG
Molecule: messenger RNA, 4149 nt
Organism: Siniperca chuatsi (mandarin fish)
Lineage: Eukaryota; Metazoa; Chordata; Actinopteri; Centrarchiformes; Sinipercidae
Gene: wnt3
Product: wingless-type MMTV integration site family, member 3
Exons: 4
Coding region: 403-1470 (355 amino acids)
Biological process (GO): multicellular organism development; canonical Wnt signaling pathway; neuron differentiation
Cellular component (GO): extracellular region
Molecular function (GO): frizzled binding; cytokine activity
Source: RefSeq, a predicted model, not a curated record